AUGACAACUGAAGAAAAUGAAUGCGAUGGCUUGGAAAGAAUCAUCGAUAGUCAGAAUUCAUAUAUGUGGAACGGGCAACAAGGCAGCUACAUCGUUGUGAUUGUCUAUGCGAUCGUUUGCACUUUUGGAGCGAUUGCGAAUUUCGUUGUGCUGAUGGCUUUCUGCAAGAAUGCAAGCUUGAGAACGAUGAGGAAUCGUUUCAUCGUCAACUUGGCCUUCUCGGAUCUUCUCCUUUGUAUGAUCACAGCACCGGCUUUCCUUUACCUCACCGCAAACAUGUUUUGGCCUUUUGGGGAUUUGUUGUGUAAAACGGUGGCCGCUGUGCAAGCAGUGAAUACUUUCGUCUCUUCUCUUACCCUCGCCGUCAUCGCUUUGGAUAGAGCACUGCUCACGAUUUGCCCAGUUCAAUGGAGAUUAGCCUCAACAGCGCCGUUGAUUUUCUUUUCCCUUGUGUGGAUCGUCUCUGCUCUGAUCGCUAUCCCUUAUGGUUUUGCCGUUUCAGCCGUUCCCCCUCAAUUCCCACCAUGGAACGGUCAAGAAAGCAGAGAUAAGUUAGUUUCGUGUGAAAUUGGUAUGCCGAGAAUCUGUCAAGAAGACGAAGCAACGUGGAAUUUGAUGCCCGUCGGUCGUCUUUCAUACACAACAAUUGUUUUCGCAAUUCAAUACCUUUUACCACUCUCUGCUUUACUCUACGCAUAUCAUCAAAUCGGGAACACGAUUAGAAAACGAAACCGAACAACAAAACCGUUAGAUGCAUCGAGGAGGAAUUUAUUGCAAACAAGAAAAAGAAGAGCUCUCUUGUUGUUGAUUGUCUUGGUUUUAACGUAUGCGAUCGCGUGGUUUCCAAUGAAUCUCUACAAUUUGUUGAGUGGACUCGAGAUCAUCACUUUCAAUCAAUAUCAAUAUGUCUUUUGUCAUUUAAUCGGGAUUUCCUCAACUUGUGUCAAUCCAAUCACAUACGCACUUGUGAAUGAAAACUUUCGAACGGCUCUUCAUCAAAUAUUCUCUUGGACUCCAUGUUGCACGACAACCAUCGACAAUAACACCCAAUUCACAACGCUUCAGGUCACACCCUACCCGAAGAGCACGAUUGAGCCUCCUCUGACACUGGACAGUCAAUUUGAA
Mesorhabditis belari is the source of this 1125-nucleotide messenger RNA. Lineage: Eukaryota; Metazoa; Nematoda; Chromadorea; Rhabditida; Rhabditidae. The record is from the annotation of a GenBank genome assembly.